UCUGCUGUGCGCACAGACUGAAGACAGAGCGCAGAGAAAGCACAAGUGUCCACCUCGUGUCCAUGUGAUGUGCAGCUGCUCUGUGAAGCCGUAACACUCGUCUUCCAACACUGUCCUCACCUUUUCAAAGAAAGAAGACAUCCACGCUGCGUGGACAGUUAGAGAAGUGCGUCUCUGUCCGUGCGCGCGCGCUCCAUCGAUCCCUCUCUCUUCUCCAGCCUCAGUAUUUGUGAAGUGGCUGCCUCACCGGGUCGGACCGGAGGCCAUCUGGUCUCUGAUCUGGUCUGUGGACUCACCGGAGACCCAACGCGCUCCGUCGGGGCCAGACUGUGCGCCUCUCGGAUCACCCCCGAGCCGCUGCGAGCGCUGGCGAUGGAGAUGAUGGAGGGGGACGUUAUGGACAAGCUGGACGACAUGUCUUCGGUGUACGACUUUGACCCGUUCACGGGGAACAUCCCCGCCACCAAAGUGGAGAUCACCGUCUCCUGCAGAAAUCUGCUGGAUAAAGACACGUUCUCCAAGUCAGAUCCAUUAUGCGUGCUCUAUACUCAAGGUGUGGAAACCAAACAGUGGAGAGAGUUUGGCAGAACAGAGGUGAUAGACAACACCCUCAAUCCCGACUUCGUCAGAAAGUACAUCUUGGAUUACUUUUUUGAGGAGAAGCAGAACCUUCGCUUUGACUUGUACGACAUGGACUCCAAAAGUCCAGAUCUGUCCAAACACCCUGCAGAACUCAACGACUUUUUGGGCCAGAUGUUCUGUACCCUUGGGGAAAUUGUGGGAUCACCAGCAAGUCGACUGGAGAAACCACUAGGAGGGAUCCCAGGAAAGAAAUGUGGCGCCAUAAUCUUGAGUGCAGAGGAGCUCAGCAACUGUCGAGACAGUGCCUUGAUGCAGUUCUGUGCCAACAAGCUGGACAAGAAGGACUUCUUUGGGAAGUCGGACCCUUUCAUGGUCUUCUACAGAAGCAACGAGGACGGAACGUUUACUAUCUGCCAUAAAACAGAGGUGGUGAAGAACACAUUAAAUCCAGUGUGGCAGCCUUUCACGAUCCCAGUGCGGGCGCUUUGCAAUGGGGACUAUGACAGAACAAUCAAGGUGGAGGUGUACGACUGGGAUCGGGAUGGCAGUCACGACUUCAUUGGGGAUUUUACAACCAGCUACCGAGAGCUAGCUCGAGGGCAGAGCCAGUUCAAUGUGUAUGAGGUAAUAAACACCAAGAAGAAAAUGAAGAAAAAGAAAUAUGUCAACUCUGGAACUGUGACCCUGCUCUCGUUCUCAGUGGAGUCGGAGUUUACAUUCUUAGAUUACAUCAAAGGCGGGACGCAGAUCAAUUUCACGGUGGCCAUCGAUUUCACGGCAUCUAAUGGUAACCCCUCUCAGUCCACUUCCCUGCACUACAUGAACCCGUACCAGCUGAACGCCUACGCCAUGGCACUGAAGGCAGUCGGGGAGAUUAUUCAGGACUACGACAGCGACAAGAUGUUUCCUGCUCUGGGUUUUGGCGCCAAACUGCCCCCUGAUGGACGCGUGUCACAUGAGUUUCCCCUGAAUGGAAACAUAGAAAAUCCGUACUGCAAUGGUAUUGAAGGCAUCUUAGAGGCAUAUCACCAGAGUUUAAAGACAGUGCAGCUGUACGGGCCGACUAACUUCGCUCCUGUGGUGAACCAUGUUGCCAGGUACGCAGCAGCAGUGCAGGACGGCUCUCAGUACUUUGUGCUCCUCAUCAUCACAGACGGCGUCAUCUCCGACAUGGCCCAGACCAAAGAGGCCAUCGUAAAUGGUGCCAAGCUUCCCAUGUCCAUCAUCAUCGUUGGAGUCGGCCAGGCUGAGUUCGAUGCUAUGGUGGAGUUGGACGGUGACGACAUCAGAAUCUCAUCCCGGGGGAAACUGGCAGAAAGAGACAUCGUUCAGUUUGUUCCUUUCAGAGAUUAUAUGGACCGGACGGGAAACCACGUGUUAAGCAUGGCACGGCUCGCCAAAGAUGUGCUCGCAGAAAUCCCCGACCAGUUUAUCUCCUACAUGAAGAGCCGAGGGAUCAAACCCAACCCAGCUCCACCUCCGUACACACCGCCCGGACACACACACCACCACACGCAAAUCUAACACCCACACCCCACAUUCCCCACUCUUCUUCUCACCUAGGACUGACCGCAUGCAGCAGCCACUCAGAGUCCAGUGGGACCUGAGCCUCCUGUUUCCGGUGCAAACAGGAGAUGAUGCUCCAGGAACGUGGUGUUGACGUUUGUGCUGUGUCCUCAAAGUGACUGUUGGAGCAGCGUUUCUGUCUGUUUUUUUAUUUCCCGUGACACAUCACUUUGGUUUCUCUCGAAGAGAGGCCGCAGUCUUUUAAUCGACACCGAGGCAGUGACUGUUUCACGUCUAAUUUGACAGCAGGUUGGUUCUAAAAGAUCAUGUUGUGGUUAAAACUCGUGCCUGUCUGUGGUUGUUUCUCUAAGUAUAUCAGGACAUGUGAUCUUUAACCUGAGCCCUGCUCGUCAGUCGUUUGUGUGGCCUAAUAUACAGUGAUAUUUUAGGCACUGUUUCCCUUCUGUAAUUAGUUUUUUUUAUAUAUAUAAAAAAAUAUAUAUCUGGGAAUUAUCUCCAUUUCUGGUAAUACAUCAGUUAUGGAAAAAACAACAGGUGUGUAGUUUACAGCUUAUUACACUUUACAUUAUUCAGGCUUUUCAUACCAUGAGGUGUUGCCUCCUAUCUUCUUUAUUAGGUAAAUGUUUAUAGGAGCAUGUUGUAUGAGGAUUUAAUUACCCAUAUCCAGUAUAUUUAUUCUCGAAUGUUAUUCAGAGUGGCAUGGACAUUUGAUAGAUCUGUUUUAGAUACCAUACAUUUUUAUUUAUUUAUUUUGAAGUGGCCAACAAUUAUCUCUAGGGGAUUACAUAAUAAAAGCACAACUCAUCACUACAUUAAGAAUGAUGGUGAUGUUAUCUUGUUUAAUAAUUCUGAUUGCUGCUAGUCAUUGUUUCCUAAACAAAGUAUCAAAUUCAUUCAUGCAAGUCAAAUAUCGUUGUGUCUUUUAUGAAACAUAGUUUGAAAUGGGCAUGUUUUUGCUUCUCAUUCAGUAUAGAUGCAUUCCCUUCACAGAGGAUGUGGCACAAAAAGAGCAUUAUCUAUUUAAUCAUCACCACUUUUAACCUUUUAAACCUCUCACCUUUUUAUGUAAUUUUUUGUAAUGUACUAAACUUACAAAAUAUAUUAUCACCUAUCAAAGGAAGGGAAUAUAACAGAACAUAUAUUUAAUACUAUUUAAACUUGGAUUAUAGGGAAAACAGCCCAAAAAACCCAUUCUUUUAAUUAUGGGUAUUUACUUUGAGGCAGUUAAUUUAGUUGCCAUUGUUUGGUGACGUCAUACUAUAGCAUAACAUAGACAGACAUAAAAAGGGCCUUAAAUUAGGGUUUUUACUUAACUUUGAUGACCUGACCUGUCUGUAUUGGGGCAUUACAUACAAAUCUAAUUGUUUUACAUUUAUUAAUUUAAAAGAAAUAUUACUAUAUAAGUCAGUAUUUAACAAUCCUGGUUAUCUGGACCCAUUCCAUGUUUUAGAUGUUUCCCUCAACCAGCACACCUGAUUCAAUUAGUCAGCGUGUCACCAAGCUUUGCAAAAGCCUGAUCCUGACCUAUUUGAAUCAGAUGUGUUGGAGGAGGGAAGCAGCUAAAACAUACAGGGCAGUGAGUCUAGAUGACCAGGAUUACGAGACUCUGGUACACCUGACACACAGCAAUCUUUGGGGCAGGAUGGUAUCCCAGUGCUGCUAAAUGGUUUGAGGAAGCUGGAGAUGGGUCUCCACUCUCAAACACGCCACGACCCAGAGACUCCCAUCUCAUUUGAAAACUGCCAUUGAUCAGCAACCUCCAAUGUCACUUCCACAGUAUUCAGACCGUGUUUAGACCUGGUAUUAACAUCCAUCCUGAGUGAUCCAAUCAGAGGCAGAUCCUGCUAGGUAGAGGUCAGAACACUCCCAAUCAUUGCUGAAUGCACCAUUCCUAAGCACAUAUAACCACAAUCUGACUUUAGGAAGCAUUAGUGUCUGUCUCCUCAGCUGAUAUCUGCUGAUGUGUGGCAAUUUCACUUUUUUAGGCCGGGUCAUACUUACCAGAUUCUGUGUCUGCGGAGAGACACUUUGCUUGAGUGUACAAUUAGAUUUGUUAAGAACACAAUUUUGUACUUGCAAACAGUCAUGAUGUCGGCGUGUAGGGUGGAGAAGCCAGAUUCGAUUAUAUGUGUUUAGAGGGAAGACAUCCUGGACGCAUUUCAAUGCCAGGUGUCCUAGGCUUUGUGCAAAUGAUUGCAUCACUGAGGACAGUUAACACUGCAUCUGAAUCCGGCCUAGAAGUCUCUGGUGGGGCUCUAAUCCCGCAAAUAACUUUUAAGGGAGGGCGAGUCCCCGAAAUGUAUGAGAAUCAUGCAAAGGUUGAAUAAAAGUGAUUGCAGCCAUACGCCAUUUCUAUAAAAGGGAUUAGCAAUAUGUACAGUGAUUUAACGUCAUUAUAAGCAUGUUAACGUGUAGCUCAAAUCAACACUUUCAUAUUAACGACAACAACAUUGUUUCCAUCGUUAGUGGUCUUUUACUGCAGCCGCUGUUCUUCUCCUAAUUGCCCUGUUUCACUUGGGUUUGUUUACUGCUGUAAUCCUGUUCCCCCUCACUGGUGUAGAGAGGGAACAAAUGCAAAAACAAUGCUACGCUGAUGAUAAUGGCCCGUAAAAGGUCUCGAUUUCUUUUUAGACUGACAGAGGCAGAGGCAGAACUAAUGUGAGCUGGAUAAAAAAAACGUUCUAUUCAAAUGUCUAAUGUAGCAAACUAAAGGCCUUAAUGACACAAAAGGCAGUCGCUCCAUCUCAUUUAGUUCUGUAAUGAAGAGUAUUCCACGUGGAUAAGCACGGCUCUCAGGUGGAAGAAAAAAACAACAGUGAAUGGUGGUAAAAACAGCACUCUAAGUGUAGCAUAUACGAGAAGAAACAGAUAACGGUGAAAAGAAUGGAUUUUCUUUUUAGAAUGUAAAGCCAGUGUGUGCAUAUGUAGAUGCCGUCAGCACUGAGAGAAGUGCGGGUUGUACAGCCGAUCUUUGAUAUAUUUUUUGGGCAAUAUUACGGUACUGAAGAUGACUAUUUAUUUAUUUAUUUAUUUUUGGAGUUUGUAUGACUAAGCCAUUGCUCUUGCUGUCCUCAUGUCAUCACGGUGACUCUGUCUCCUCCUGAAGCCCCCGGUUUACGUGAUAUAGGCUGCAUGUUGUCUCGGGUAAAAUGAGAGUGUCAUCGUUAGUUGAAGAAGAAAAAAAGAAAAAGAAAAAAAAGGAACCAGCCCAACCAGAUUACAUGCAUGUAAGAGCCAAAUGUGGCAGUAAACUCUGUGGACUUUAUCUCUCUUGUGCCUGGUUCUCCAAAUAUUUUUGUUUGUUUGUUUCAUUAGUGGUUAAAAACUGUAGCUAACUAGCAUGUCACGAUUUACACUUUUUUUUUUUUUACAUUUAUUUAUGUUAUUGUCAAAUCCCACAGUUUCUAUUUGUUGUUUAUAUCUCUCUCUUAUUUUUCUGAUUUGCAUGACUCCCUACAUUCCUAUGGACUGAUUUUUAUUGUACAUGAUUAUUGUCAUAUGGUGGGUUGUGAUAUGCUUUGUAUUGGACUGCCUUAAAUGAAAAUGAAUUAAAAAAAAAUACUUUUAUAUAAAAGUAGUUAUGUCAUGCUU
This is a messenger RNA of Solea solea (common sole), 5700 nucleotides long. RefSeq names its product copine Vb (gene cpne5b). NCBI's taxonomy places the organism in Eukaryota, Metazoa, Chordata, Actinopteri, Pleuronectiformes, Soleidae. Gene Ontology annotation, molecular function: calcium-dependent phospholipid binding. The transcript is spliced from 21 exons. Gene Ontology annotation, cellular component: plasma membrane. The record is from RefSeq and is a predicted model, not a curated record. Gene Ontology annotation, biological process: cellular response to calcium ion. Bases 373 to 2106 code for a protein of 577 amino acids.